Molecule: messenger RNA, 1854 nt
Organism: Cinclus cinclus
Lineage: Eukaryota; Metazoa; Chordata; Aves; Passeriformes; Cinclidae
Exons: 3
Coding region: 1-1854 (617 amino acids)
Source: RefSeq, a predicted model, not a curated record
AUGAGGGGUUGGGUCCCUCGGGUGCUGCUGGGGCCCUACUGGGAUGGUGGCACAGGUGGGACGUGUCCCCCAGUCCUGCCACGUGUCCCCAAGAUGUCCUGCUACCUCCACCAGCACCUCCCUCCUCUCCACCAGGACCCCGUGGCGCUGUCCCCUGGUGUCCCCUUCCCGGCUCAGCGGUGGCACUCCACGACCUGCAUCGCCCAGGCCGCGCCCGGCCAGGUCCCCCCGCAGCAGGCGAUGUCCUCCAGCGUGUGCCACCAGCAAAAUGUCACCCGGGCCGUGCCCCGCCAGCUCCUCUGCGUGCCCCAUCAACAGCAGAUUCAGCAGAAGAUCGUCCCCAGGUGCGUCACCACGUGCGUGCCACAGCAGAGCGUGACGGGCGUCACCGGUGUCACCCGGUGCGUGCCGCAGCAGCUGCAGGUGCCACCGCCUGAGCGCGUCCCCCAGCAGCAGCAGGUGGUCCCCAGGUGUGUCACCACCUGCGUGCCGCGGCCGCCGUACGUCACCGCGGGCGUCCCUCAGCAGCAGAGUGCCACCAGGUGCGUCCCCCAGCAGUGUGUGACCGCCGUGUGUCCCCAACAGGGUGUCCCCAGGUGCGUCACCGCCUGUGUCCCCCAGCAGCGCGCGGCCCAGCGCAUCUCGUACCAGUGGGUGACAGCGCCUGUCCCCCAGCAGCAGCAGAGCGUCACCGCCGCUGUCCCCCAGCAGUGGCACAGCAGAUGUGUCACCAAGUGUGUCCCGCAGCAGUGUGACACCGGCGGGGCCAGCGUUUGUGUCCCGCAGCAGAGUGGGACAAUUUGUGUCCCUCAGCAAAGUGCCACCAAGGGUGUCACUCACCAGAGUGUCACCCAGUGUGUCCCUCAGCAAAGUGCCACCAAGGGUGUCACUCACCAGAGUGUCACCCAGUGUGUCCCUCAGCAAAGUGCCACCAAGGGUGUCACUCACCAGAGUGUCACCAAGUGUGUCCCUCAGCAAAGUGCCACCAAGGGUGUCACUCACCAGAGUGUCACCCAGUGUGUCCCUCAGCAAAGUGCCACCAAGGGUGUCACUCACCAGAGUGUCACCAAGUGUGUCCCUCAGCAAAGUGCCACCAAGGGUGUCACUCACCAGAGUGUCACCAAGUGUGUCCCUCAGCACUAUGGGACAAUUUGUGUCCCCCAGCAAAGUGCCACUAAAUGUGUCCCCCAGCAAUAUGGGACAAUCUGUGUCCCACAGCAGUGUGUGACCAAGAGUGUCACUCAUCAGAGUGUCACCAAGUGUGUCCCCCAGCACUAUGGGACAAUCUGUGUCCCUCAGCAGAGCGUAACCAAGAGUGUCCCUCAGCAAAGUGCCACCAAAUGUGUCCCCCAGCAAGGUGUGGCCAAAUGUGUCCCACAGCAGUGUGUGACCAAGAGUGUCACUCGUCAGAGUGCCACCAAGUGUGUCCCCCAGCACUAUGGGACAGUUUGUGUCCCCCAGCAAAGUGCCACCAAAUGUGUCCCCCAGCACUAUGGGACAGUUUGUGUCCCUCAGCAAAGUGUCACCAAGUGUGUCCCCCAGCAAAGUGCCACCAAAUGUGUCCCACAGCACUAUGGGACAGUUUGUGUCCCUCAGCAAAGUGUCACCAAAUGUGUCCCCCAGCAAAGUGCCACCAAAUGUGUCCCCCAGCAAAGUGUCACCAAAUGUGUCCCACAGCAAAGUGCCACCAAGUGUGUCCCCCAGCACUAUGGGACAGUUUGUGUCCCACAGCAAAGUGUCACCAAAUGUGUCCCCCAGCAAAGUGCCACCAAGGCUGUCCCCCAGCAGCCUGGAGGGGUGAAGAUCUCCAGCCACUCCAAGAAAUACUGCUCGGCCCCCAGGUGGCCCUGGUGA